CCUCACUCUCCCUCUCUCUCCCUCUCUCUCUUCAAAAACCCCAAUAUUAAAGACCAGCUCGGACCUCCGGCAGAAGAAAUGGACGGAAAUAUGUUAAUUGACGGUGGCGCCACCGUACAUUCCGAUUCAAAUAUCCGAAACGCCGCCGCAGUUAGACCUAAUACUGGCUAUCCCUCACUUCAACCUAACUACAGCUGCGCCAAAGUUCAGGACGCAUUAGAUCAUUUGGCAUCCAUAGAUUUGAUAGAGCUAUGUAAUGAAGCGAAAGUUGAGCAUUGUAGGGCUACACGCGACUUGAGAAGUUGUGGACGUAAUGUUCAAAGCGUGUUGAAUUCAUGUGGACAUGCGUCUUUAUGUGAAGAAUGUGGUCAGAGAUGUGAUGCUUGUCCGAUAUGUAGAAUUUCCAUACCGAAGACUGGGAAUAGACUGUCGCUUCGGUUGUUUUAUGAGUGUAUUGAAGCGGGUCUUAUUUCAAAGAGAUAUGAUGAUAGGUUUCAAGAAACAGAUGGCGAGAAACAAUCAACAGCUGAUGUUGAAAGGCUGUAUUCAAUUUUUGACAUUGCUUUGGAGAACAAUAUGUUAUGUCUGAUUUGUCAAUAUAUUACAGAUGUGUGUAUGGAUGAAAGUGCUGUUUCUAGUGACCCAGUUGUUGCUUUGUUGCUAGAUGAAGUGGUUGUCAAAGACUGGUGCAAGAGGACGUUUAAGAAUAUUAUUGCUGAAACUCGGCCAAUCUAUAAUCUUACUGUCGAGGAAAUUAAGGAAAGGUCAAGUGUACUUCUUAAGUUUACAGUGCGACUAAGCUGCAUAUCAACCGUCCUUGACGAGUUAGAAUCUUCUUUCAAGGGGUCCAUUUCUGCGCAGCUUCAGGAUAUUCACAACCUACAGGAAAGCAUACUAAAGACAAAACAGCAUAUGGAGAUGAUGAUUUGGUAUACAAGACAUCAGUUCCUUGAAGGUUUAUGUAGGCAUGAUAGUUUCUCUUCAUGGCGUGCUGAUGUCCGCGAGAGAAAGUUACAGGCAAUUAAACGUGCUUGGCCGUCCGCUAAUGGAACCUCAAGGGAAGAUACUGCAAUGCUUUUUAUCGAAGAUGCUUUAUCAAAUCUUGAGACACAACAGGAGUAUACAGCUAAUAGAGAGGAUGAACUGGAAAUUGCUUCUCUUCAGAAGGAUGGAGGUGUAUCUUUUUCUCGAGUCAAAAUAGAGGGGAUGGUUGGAAGCUAUCCUUUUGAAAAUCUGAGGCUGGCUAUUGACAUUCUCUUUCUGUGUGGAAGUUCAGAUCUGGUGGUAGCAAAACAAGCAAUUUUUCUAUAUUAUCUGUUUGACCGAGUCUGGAAAAUACCUGAUGAGAAGUGGAGAUUCUGUGUAGAUGACUUUUCUGCUACAUUCAAUAUAGCGAGGCAUUCUAUUUUGGAAUCUUUUACUUUCUAUCUUCUAGAUGAUUUGAGUGACGAGGCUUUGCAGGAAGCUUGUCAUCUUCUUCCAGAGAUAUCGAGGCCCACAACACAUCCAAAAGUGGCACAGGUUCUGUUAGAAAGACAAAAUCCUUAUGCAGCUCUUAUGGUAUUAAGGUGGUCAGGAAAUGAUAGUGGGACAGAGCUAAUCUCACUUAAUGAGGCUGUCACUGCUGUCCGGGUGAGAGUCGAAUGUGGCCUUUUGAUUGAAGCAUAUAUGUAUCAAAAAUCAGUAUGCACACAAGUUAAGAAAAAGAAAACAAGAAAUGAGAUGUAUGAUGAUGCUUCUAAUGAUUUAAAUGAUGAUUUUGAAGAUAAUUGGUUAGAGGUACUUGUUACCGAAAUUUGUCUUCUUUGUAUUCGGAGAAAUCUGGUUGAUCGUAUCAUUGGGUUACCGUGGAAUGUGGAUGAGGAGAAACAUCUGCACAAGUGUCUUUUGGAUUGUGCUUUGGACGAUCCGUUAUCAAACACAGGAAGUCUUCUCGUUGUGUUCUAUUUACAGCGUUACCGGUACGUAGAAGCAUAUCAAGUUGAUCGGAAGCUUCAAUGCUUUGAGAAGGAUUUUGUUUCUAGGAAUCCUGUUGAUGAGGCUGUAGCUCAAAGAUUGAGUUCUACCCAGCAUUGGAGAGCAGGAUUAGUUGAUAAAAGCAUACAGCUUCUACCAGAAGUUGAACAACAAAAGGUGAAAAGUGGGCAACUCACUGAAUUAGUCUCCUCAGAGAAUGACAACAAUGCUUCAGAAAAUCACAAUCAUCACGAAGUACCAGUCCCUGCUUAUGCUAACUCUUCUAUCAUUUUACGAAUGAGCGAUGAAACCCCACCACCGAAAUCAAAUAUAGGUGGAUUAUCAAACUAUGGUAGUCCUUCGGUUUCACAAGAGAAUGCCUUUUACGAUGCGGAAAGAGGGAUGAGCAUGCUUAAAUCCAUCAGUAAAAAUUUUCCAUUUGAUGAUAUCACAACUUCCAGUAGUCCUUUAAGAGAGUUUAACAGAGGUUCUUCAAGGAUGCGGAAGAACAAGUAUUUCCAGAAUGACCAGAAUGGGUCAACUGACCAGCUUCCAAGUUCUAGUCCAUAUUUGAGAAAUCUUGGUUCUAAUAUUGAAGAUUCGCCUAGUAGCAUCAGGGGCUUAUCUAAGUCUUCUCAUUUUGAUGCGAUCUCAAAAGCUUCUGGUACACGAUCAAGUAGACUUGGUAGAGAUGUUAUGGAGGCUUCAGGUGAUUUUAUGGACAUGUCUUGGAGCAACAAAGAUCAGAUACUUCCUAUGCAAACAAGUUUGAAUGGUGGACCGAGAUGGAGGUCGGAUGAUGUUGGAGAUUAUGAAGAUCAGCAGAGUCCCGAUAGACUCACAGGAGGUACCACCCCCUCGAGGGUAUUCAGAAGGCGGAAAACCAGAAGAUGACUCGUUUUAAGAUUUUGCGAACUUAUUUCACCCUCAACUAUCCUGUUCUGAUUGAUUGAACUGUUGCAGUUGAUGCACAAUUAGAUUACUUGAUACAAGAGUUGUUUGUUAGAUGAAAGAAUGCCAGGUUUCAGUUUGUCUUUUAUCCCUUUUGGCCUAGUUUUGUAUCUUAUAAUUUUAUGAUGAGCCUACAAGUACAGCUUCUGUUAUAUUUAAAACUUAUGAGUCAUAUAUGGACUCUUGUAUUGUUAAAUUCAGUUGCUGUUUGGAAUCUGAAAAUGUUAUGAAUAUUGAUAUAUGAUCAAUGAUGGAUAAAGUUCAAAUUUACUGAUGA
Erigeron canadensis is the source of this 3184-nucleotide messenger RNA. RefSeq names its product E3 ubiquitin-protein ligase HOS1. Bases 79 to 2850 code for a protein of 923 amino acids. Gene Ontology annotation, molecular function: ubiquitin-protein transferase activity. The transcript is spliced from 10 exons. Gene Ontology annotation, biological process: protein ubiquitination. The record is from RefSeq and is a predicted model, not a curated record. Lineage: Eukaryota; Viridiplantae; Streptophyta; Magnoliopsida; Asterales; Asteraceae.